AUGCCUAGGAGGUGUGUCAUUUGCAAUGCUUACGAUAAAAAAAGUGACAAAUCAUUUCAUUGCUUUCCUAAGAAUAAAGAUCGCAAGAAGUUGUGGUUAAAAGUUUGUGGAAUUGAUAUCCAUCUACCAUCAUACAGAGUCUGUGAGGAUCAUUUUUCUGAUGAAGACCUUUUACCAAGUGGUUUCUUAAAAAGUAUUGCUAUUCCAGUAAAUAUAAAUUCUAAACAGCCAGAAUUAUUAGAAUCCACAAAUACAGGUAGUAGCAGUAAUUCUAGUCAAUCAUUUAAAGAAACUGAUAUUACAGAACUUAUCAACUUGGGAUUUUCUAGAGAGCAGGUAAUUCAAGAAUUAAAAAGAUUCAAUGGAAAUAAAAAUCAAGCAAUGGCCUCCUUAUUUGCAAAAAUAUUAAAAUUUUGA
Macrosiphum euphorbiae (potato aphid) is the source of this 417-nucleotide messenger RNA. NCBI's taxonomy places the organism in Eukaryota, Metazoa, Arthropoda, Insecta, Hemiptera, Aphididae. The record is from the annotation of a GenBank genome assembly.